CCUCGAGGGAGAGCCGAGGCGGGCGCUGUCCAGCCCCGCGACGGUGACACAGCCGGGGAGGGUCGAGGCGCUCGGACGUCGGGGCGGCCACCAUGGUGGCCACAUGCCUGCAGGUGGUGGGCUUCGUCACGAGCUUCGUGGGCUGGAUCGGCGUCAUCGUCACGACUUCCACCAAUGACUGGGUGGUGACCUGCGGCUACACCAUCCCCACCUGCCGCAAGCUGGACGAACUGGGCUCCAAGGGGCUGUGGGCCGACUGCGUCAUGGCCACCGGGCUGUACCACUGCAAGCCGCUGGUGGACAUCCUCAUCCUGCCGGGAUACGUGCAGGCCUGCCGAGCCCUCAUGAUUGCUGCCUCCGUUCUGGGUCUACCGGCCAUCCUGCUGCUGCUGACCGUUCUUCCCUGCAUCCGAAUGGGCCACGAGCCCGGUGUGGCCAAAUACAGGCGGGCCCAGCUGGCUGGCGUGUUGCUCAUUCUGCUGGCUCUCUGCGCCAUCGUGGCCACUAUCUGGUUCCCCGUGUGCGCCCACCGCGAGACUACCAUCGUGAGCUUCGGCUACUCCCUGUAUGCGGGCUGGAUCGGCGCUGUGCUGUGCCUCGUGGGUGGAUGCGUCAUCGUCUGCUGCUCUGGGGACGCCCAGUCAUUUGGUGAAAACCGUUUCUACUACUCUUCCGGUUCCAGCUCCCCAACUCAUGCCAAGAGUGCCCACGUAUAAGAGAGCUGCCAGGCUGCCCCAGAGGUGCUAUAGAUGCUGGUCCUGGGGCCCAGGUUUGCUUGCCAUAGUUAGGGGAAGCCCAGUUCUCCGCCAGGCACCAAAGCCGAAGUUCUAGAAAGCAGCCUGUCUGGCGUUUUGCAGUCUUAAUACCCCUCCUCCCCAUCACCUUUCAGUUGCCUUAGAAGAUAUCUCUAGUUCAGAUAAUGGCCACAGUUUUCUCAUGGUGUUGCCUGCUCUUAAGUUCUUUUCACGGGCGUUCCUUUGUCGUUUAUUAAAAAAUAAUGUCUUAUUUCUCUUUUAAAGUUUAAAUGUCUUGCAAACAUUGAUGACUUGGGCAUGGGGAAUGAAAUAAAAGACACUUUUCAAAUGGA
Jaculus jaculus (lesser Egyptian jerboa) is the source of this 1087-nucleotide messenger RNA. It is a transcript of the gene Cldn11, whose product is annotated as claudin 11. The record is from RefSeq and is a predicted model, not a curated record. Bases 93 to 716 code for a protein of 207 amino acids. Gene Ontology annotation, cellular component: bicellular tight junction; plasma membrane. Gene Ontology annotation, biological process: cell adhesion; bicellular tight junction assembly. Gene Ontology annotation, molecular function: structural molecule activity. NCBI's taxonomy places the organism in Eukaryota, Metazoa, Chordata, Mammalia, Rodentia, Dipodidae. The transcript has 3 exons.